ACUUGACUGAUGGUCUACGCGACGUACAAUAAAAUCAUAUUGUAGAAAAUUUGAAGUUUGUUGUUUUGGUGACAACAUAUCCAUAUUUAUUUAUGAAAAAUUCACACUGAAUGCAAUUCCAGGUGCGAAACAGAAUCAUUCUGUGAUUAUCGCCCUGGAUGCGUUCAGUCAUUGAGAGUUCGAGCGGUGUACGGUAGCCAUCUUGGAUUCGAACAAAGCUUCAGAUGUGUAGAUUGACUGUUUAUCAAUAAUUUUAGUGCAUUUCCCUGUAAAUAGUUUGUAUGUUUAGGAUAUGUACGGAACGUUCGUCCACAUGUGUAAAUAGCUAUGGCUGCGACAAGGAAACUCCAAGGUGAAAUAGAUAGGUGUUUAAAAAAGGUCACAGAAGGUGUGGAGACGUUUGAAGACAUCUGGCAGAAGGUGCACAAUGCGACGAACAGUAAUCAGAAGGAGAAAUAUGAGGCAGAUCUCAAGAAGGAAAUUAAAAAACUCCAGAGGCUACGGGAUCAGAUCAAAUCGUGGAUCGCAUCUGGAGAAAUUAAGGAUAAGAGUACACUUUUAGAAUAUAGGAAACUAAUAGAAACACAAAUGGAAAGGUUCAAAGUUGUCGAGAGAGAAACAAAGACAAAGGCAUAUUCAAAGGAAGGAUUAGGAGCUGCUCAAAAACUUGACCCGGCGCAGAAGGAGCGAGAGGAGAUGUCAUCAUGGCUCAUAUCCUCUAUUGACGCACUUAAUUUACAAAUUGAUCUCUUCGAAUCGGAAGUGGAGUCACUAUUAGUGGGUAAAAAGAAACGAUUGGACAAGGAGAAACAGGACAGGAUGGAGGAAUUAAAAUUGAAACUCGAGAGGCAUAGGUAUCACAUAAAGAAACUGGAAACGUUGUUAAGGAUGCUCGACAACAUGUCCGUCGAAGUUGAACAGGCAUCCAUAACUUCCCAGAUAAAGAACAUUCGAGAGGACGUCGAGUACUACAUCGUGUCGUCCCUAGAGCCCGGUUAUGAGGAGAACGAAUACAUAUACGAGGACAUUAAUGGCUUGGAGGAAGUGGAAUUGAGCGGAGCUGGUGUACCCUCAUCGGCAACGACGGAUAGUAACAAUAGUAAUGACUCACCUGGAUCACCGACAAGCAUGCUGUCAGGCACGAGUCCGCCCACAUCGCCCGCGCUAGACCUACACAACCACACGUCAGACUCCGUAGACAUCAUAGACAAGAAGAAGAAGGACGACGUAAGUAAACCGGUCAAGCCGCUACCGCUCCGUGCGGUGUCGUGCGGCGCGGCCCCUAGUCCGGCUAACCUUACCGCGCUCAAUCACUCCGCCACAAACAAUAGUAUAAACAACAGUACGGGAGCGUCAGGCACGUCGACGCCGAUCAAACCGCCCGCGCCCAGUUCUCCGCACCAGCGGCCUAAUAAUACGGAAGUGUUGGAAAAUGGUCCAGUGUCGAACACGCCCGUACACACGGCGACACACCUACCGCCGCCCACAAUACCAGCCCCUACGUCAAAAAGUUCGUCCGCGACGACGUUAUCGAACGCGAUCGCGAACCCCAACCCGAACGCGAGCACGAACGCGAGCGUGAACGCGAACCCCAGCGUGAACGUGAACGCGAACGCGAGCGUGAACUCGAACGCGAGCGUGAACUCGAGCGUGAGCGCGAGCGUGAACACGAGCGCGCGGAGCGUGACGCCGUCGCCCCCGUCGCCGCUCGCGGUCAACGGGCCCGUGCACAAUGCGCACCACACGCCACAGCAUAUGUUGAAUAACGGCAGAGUGAGCGAAACGCCGAGCACGCCGGCGCUGAGCGCGGCGAGCGGCGUGAGCGCGGCGAGCGGCGCGGGCGCGGGCAACCCGGCGGCCGGCCCCGAGCGGCCCACCACCGCGUCGCUCAAGAGCAUGGCGCAGGAAGCCGUGCACCGCGCGGGGCUCGACGCGCACCACACGCAGAACACAAGAAGAGGUGUCCCCCUAUCUCAGGCGCACAUCCCACCGUUAUUAGGAGUCGCGCCGCUGGGGCCCCUGCCGCUUAACUCGGUACGUGAGCACCAAGUGCAGUUCCAGAUGAUGGAGGCGGCGUUCUACCACAUGCCGCAUCCAUCAGACUCGGAGCGCACGAGGGUGUACCUGCCAAGGAACAUUUGUCAGACGCCCGCGUAUUAUAAUCAGGUGCUCUUACCCCACUCGGACACGGUGGAGUUCUUCCAACGUCUCUCAACGGAAACGCUAUUCUUCGUGUUCUACUACAUGGAGGGCACGAAGGCGCAGUACCUCGCGGCGAAAGCGCUGAAGAAGCAGAGCUGGCGGUUCCACACCAAGUACAUGAUGUGGUUCCAGAGGCACGAGGAGCCAAAGGUUAUCAAUGAGGAGUAUGAGCAGGGCACAUACAUAUACUUUGACUACGAGAAGUGGGGCCAGCGCAAGAAGGAGGGCUUCACGUUCGAGUACAAGUACUUAGAGGACCGCGACCUGAACUGAAGCGCCUCCGCCCGCGCCGGGCUCGCGGACUCAGUGCUAGUGUGUGCCACAGUGUGUGUCACAGUGUGCCACAGUGUGUGUCGCAGUGCCACAGUGUGCACAGUGCGUGCUACAGUGCUAGUGUUAGUGUCAGUGACAGUGUGUGAGCGAUAUCCGUGAGCCGCGCGGCCACCGACGCACCCAUCCUCGUGGCAUUCCAUUGUAAGUAUUAACCGUUCCCGCUUAUUUCUGUGAUGAAACCGACGCGUUCGACACUUUUGUAUGUAGAGAGAGUGCGCAUAUUAAUUUAUUCCGUUCGAUGUGACGCGCUCCGGCCGACGCCGGACGCCACUUUUGUAAAAUAUCUUUUCGCUCUUCUGGCAGUUUGUAAUGUUGUACAGUAGAGUAACGAAUUUGUAAGCGAUCGAAAUUGUGAAUCAUUAUGAUGAGACUCAAUAAGUAUAAUAAAACAUGUGAUAUCGGUUUAGGGCCCUCAGCGCACUCGGAAACCACGGUUUUUUCAACUUUAUUGGACAUCAAUCUAUGUCGGAAUAUAUAUUAUAUUAAUCGUGCUUUACUGAAUCUCAUUUACUUCUAAAAGAUUUGUCAGUUACAUUAUUUACAUUGUAAUUGUUUACGGAAAAUUCUCAUAGUGUAAAUCAAUCAAUAAAGUAAGCAAGUGUCUAUUAAGAUAUGUAUCGA
Colias croceus (clouded yellow) is the source of this 3156-nucleotide messenger RNA. RefSeq names its product CCR4-NOT transcription complex subunit 3 (gene Not3). Gene Ontology annotation, biological process: regulation of DNA-templated transcription; nuclear-transcribed mRNA poly(A) tail shortening. The transcript is spliced from 15 exons. The record is from RefSeq and is a predicted model, not a curated record. Lineage: Eukaryota; Metazoa; Arthropoda; Insecta; Lepidoptera; Pieridae. Gene Ontology annotation, cellular component: P-body; nucleus; CCR4-NOT core complex. The coding region runs from base 328 to 2475 and encodes 715 amino acids.